AUCCCCGCCCUUCAGAUGAAACCGCCAUCAUGAAAUCAAAAACAAGAAACUGACAGCAGGAGACACUGGAGGUCUGCGCUCCAAAACAAGGAUAAGCUGAUUGUCAGACAUCCUGCUAUAGUGCAGAUAUGAGUGAAGUGGCGGAGGAGGUGAUGGACAGCUCUGCAGUGUCAGAAGAAGAAGUGGAGGACCAGCAGGAGACGUCACAGAAGGAGUCAAGUCCUGAUAAAAGCUGCUCAUGGGGGGAAAUUAUUGAGGGGAAGCGAGCAAAGAAAUCUGUGGAGAGGCUUGACAUCCAGGCACCGAAGCAGAUGGAGAAGCUGAAGAUCGGAGAUGGAAGUGGAGAUAAACUAGGAGACAUUCCCCGUACCAGCUACCAGAUCGGGAGAAUGAAACCAGCUGAUCUGAAGCCUCUGCACACCAUCCUGUUUGACAGACCUGGAAAGAUGUCCACAAUAAGGAAGAACCUGCGACAGUUUAAUGGUUUUCCUUUUGACAUGGACAGCGAACAGUACACCAAAAAACGAGACAAACUUCUGAAGAAUUCACAUUUUACAAACACCAAACUGAAGGGUGUCUGUGUUGUUCUGGAUCUGGAGAAGAAAGGAACCCACUCAGAUCUGGUUGACAGAAUUUUGACUUUUCUCAUUUCGCCAAAAAACAGUGGAAAGCGUCUGCCCACAAAGAAGAAGAAGAAGUCAAAGAAAAAACUGUCCGGCGACGACUCGAAGACCAAAACCAAGAAGAAGAGCAAACCCAAACCCCACAGCUCGUCCAGUCCAAAGAAAUCUAAGGCAGGAAGUAAGUCCAAGGCCAUCGUCAUGGACUCCAGCAGCGAUGAAGAUGAGGACGAAGACGACGAGAAGGCGGGGGCUUCAGCCGAGGCGGAGGGGUCGGAUACAGAGGAGAAACCGUCUGAGAAAGAGGAGGACCAGUCAGACAAAUCAGAGCAGUCUGAUGAGGAUGAAGAUGAUGAUGAUGACGAUGAUGAGUCUCCCAAACCGACAUCAGGGCGAGGGAAGGGUGCGUCAAAGAAAUCAGCCCCAGUGAAACGACAGAGGACACCAGCGAAGAAGACGGCUCCUCCCAAAAAGAGGCCAAGAAAGGAGGCUUCGGAGUUGGACAGCGCCAGCGACUCUGACGAACAGCCGAAGAAGAAGAAACAAGUUGCCGCCAAACCAGCCGCUAAAACAAAGAAGGCUGACAGCAGCAGCAACAGCAAAAACAACACAAACACAGCAGAUGACAGUUCAGACGACGACGAGCCGCUCAUUAAGAUGAUUAAAAAGGCUCCGACCGACGAGCAGCUGAAGGAGACGGUGCAGAGUUUACUGAAGGAGGCAAAUCUAGAGGAGAUGACCAUGAAACAGAUCUGUCAGAAGGUAUUUGACACCUACUCAGACCACGACCUGACCAGCAAGAAGGACUUCAUCAAACAGACAGUCAAAUCUCUCAUCACAUGAACCUGAAGAUGAGGAAAUGCCCAACAGCUUCUUUUUUCAUUAGUUUCAUAUCACAUGGUUUGUUUUUAUACAUGGUUGUUUUUUCAUAAACGCUUGACUUGUUUAUAGGUUUUGAAAUUAACGCCACAUGAUCCGACAUUAACUUUUUUUAUGCAACACUUUGUACCUUCUGUCAAGUCCAAAGGAAAGAGGUGAUUUCUACAGAACACGGAAGAUAAAGUACAGUUCAGUCUUAAGUCAGUCAAAGGUUUUCAUGACAAAUUUAGGUUAAAACUUUGUGUUCAUCAGGUUUAAAAGAGCUACUGUUAAAAA
Sphaeramia orbicularis (orbiculate cardinalfish) is the source of this 1775-nucleotide messenger RNA. RefSeq names its product DEK proto-oncogene (gene dek). Gene Ontology annotation, molecular function: histone binding; DNA binding. Gene Ontology annotation, cellular component: nucleus. The record is from RefSeq and is a predicted model, not a curated record. Bases 129 to 1463 code for a protein of 444 amino acids. The transcript has 12 exons. NCBI's taxonomy places the organism in Eukaryota, Metazoa, Chordata, Actinopteri, Kurtiformes, Apogonidae. Gene Ontology annotation, biological process: regulation of double-strand break repair; chromatin organization.